GAUACAAUACCCAAAUACUAGAGGAGAAGUAACAGGGUUUAGCCAGGGUUUGCCUCUCAAAACUCUCUCUCUCUCUACAGCUUUUGAACUUUACUGCAAAUAGUUUGUUUCAAUCUCAUGUAAGAACUUUAAACUCAAACACCCUUUUUGCUCGUUAUUCACUUCCUCAGCAAUUUGUCCAAUUUUCCUUUUAUUUUUUUCUUUUUACUAUCAAAUAGCUUACUUGUACUGGUUUCUGUUCGUUCACUACCAUUUUAUGUUUAUUGGAUUUUCUCUAUAGUCUUUGUAAUUGCAAAUUUAAGUAAACCUGGAUUAGUAUUAGUAUACUAUCUUCAUUAUUUACAAAAAAAAAAAUGCCCUGAAAAGUUUCAAUUCUUGAUUUUCACCAUAUCCAAUGCGUCGUUGCUUUGCUGUGUUUACCCAUAGAAUUCUCAACAAUUACAAUCCUAUCGGUACCACUACUACUACCUUUUUAUACUCAAAAAACUGUCCUUUGAACCCGAGGAUUAAUGGGUUUGCUUUAUUUCGUUUACUGUCGUUCACCCCAAUGCACCGGCGUAAUCCGGAUCCUGAUGACCCCGCCACCCUAAUGAAGGAAGAUGGUGUCUCAGUUUGCUCCCAAAUGUGGAUUGAAAAUUUUCGUGAACCUGAUAGAACAGUUAACAAUUUGACCUCGUAUCUUCGUCGUUUUGAAUUAUGGGUAUUAGCUUAUCAAAAAGUCUCUGCUGAUGAAAUGGGAGCAUAUUUGCCUCGUAGUGCAAUACAGAGGUCGGCAUUGGAGGAUUUGUUAGCUCUUAGAAAUGCUGUUCUUGAUAAUAGGUUUAAGUGGGGUGCUAGGCUGCAGUUUUUUAUCAAGUCUCCAAAGGAUAAGACAGAUUACGAGUCUUUGUCAAAGAGAAAGAUUAAGGCAAUUUUGACAACUACACAGCCUGCUGCUUUUCAGGAUAAGAUUGUUCAAGAGGUGCUGUUUAUGAUUUUGGAGCCAAUAUAUGAAGCACGAUUUUCACAAAAGUCAUAUGCUUUUAGGCCUGGAAGGAAUGCACAUACUGCAUUGAGGGUGAUUAGGAGGAGUUUUGCUGGGUAUUUAUGGUAUAUAAAAGGGGAUUUGAGUACGGUUUUGGAUGGUGUGAAGGCAGGUUUGGUGAUAAGUGCUUUGAUGAGAGAUGUGAGGGACAAGAAAGUGAUUGAUUUGGUGAAGGCGGCCUUGACUACACCUGUGAUCACAACUAGUGUGGAAGAGCCAAAGAAGAAGAAAAAGAGGAAAUAUCAGAAAAAGAGGGUCUUGGCAGAAGAUGAGCCCAAGCCAGAUCCAUAUUGGUUAGAGACCUUUUUUGGGUUUGCACCUGAGGAGGCAGGAAAACUUCCUUCUUGGGGGCAUUGUGGGAUUCUCAGCCCUCUUUUGGCUAAUAUCUGCCUUGAUGAACUGGACCGGUGGAUGGAGGGAAAGAUUAAGGAGUUCUACCAUCCUUCAAAGAGUGAUGUCAUCUGGAAUAGUCCAGAAGGAGAAGCAGAACAAGGAAAUACGUCUUGGCCUGAAUUUGUGCCAACAAGUGGCCCGGACAAGACCCGUAAAAUGGAUUAUAUAAGAUAUGGAGGUCACAUUUUGAUUGGUGUUAGGGGACCUAGGGCAGAUGCCGCUACAUUGAGAAAGCAAUUGAUUGACUUUGUUGAUCAGAAAUACUUUCUCAAGCUUGACAAUGAGAGCCUCCCUAUUGAACAUAUAACUAAGGGUAUUAUGUUUCUUGACCAUGUUUUGUGCCGAAGAGUUGUGUAUCCGACUCUUCGAUACACUGCCACUGGUGGGAAGAUCAUCAGUGAAAAGGGUGUUGGCACUCUUUUGUCAGUCACAGCAAGUUUGAAACAAUGCAUUAAGCAGUUCAGGAAGUUGAACUUUCUAAAGGGAGACAGAGAUCCCGACCCACAACCUUGCUUUAGAAUGUUUCAUUCUACUCAAUCUCACACCAAUGCGCAAAUGAAUAAGUUGUUGUCAACAAUGGUUGAGUGGUAUAGGUAUGCUGACAAUCGGAAGAAAAUUGUUAACUUCUGUUCUUACAUUAUAAGGGGUUCACUUGCAAAGCUUUAUGCUGCAAAAUACAAGCUUCGCUCACGUGCAAAGGUGUAUAAGAUUAGUUCCCGGAACUUGAGUCGUCCUUUAAAGGAUAAGAAAGGAUCAUCACCUGAGUACCACAAUUUACUAAGAAUGGGCCUUGUAGAGUCCAUUGAUGGGCUUCAGUAUACCAGGAUGUCUCUUGUACCUGAGACUGAUUACACCCCUUUUCCAAGCAACUGGAGGCCUAAUCAUGAGAAGGCAUUAUUUGAAUACAUAAAGCUGGAUGAUCCAAAAACCUUGGAGGAGCAACGGUACUGCAUUAGGGAACAGGGUCUGUUUUCACCUCAGGAUUAUAUUUCAAUGCUUGUUUGGAACUACAAGAGAAAUGCUAUUGCAAUAGAUCAGAUAACUCUUGUACAAUCUGGUGAUAAUAACAAAGAGAGAGAUCGACAGUUGCUGCUGGGCACUAAUCACGAGAACAACAUUCAGAAAAGUAUAGAAGAUGAGGAACACAGAGAAGGGUUUCAUGUGGCACAAAUGUAAGAUACCUUUUGUACUCUCUGCUUGAAAGGCCUCAUUUUUUGUAAGUGGGUUUCAUACUGUUUAGAAGAAGCAAAGCAAUAUGAAUUUAUCAUGCAAUAAGCUAAAAGUGCCUCAUGUCAAGUAAUUGUAGACUUUCAUGCAUAAAUUCAAAUUAUAUAUCCAAUUUUAAGGUUAGAGGACUCAAUUGAAUUGGGUUUUACUUGUAAUUGGUUGAUAAGGUCGUUUAGCAUCACUCUUUACAUCUAUCUGCUUUCGCUCGUACCUUAUUGCCCUUGGGAGUUACGACUUCUCAUGUUAUAAGCAAUACAACAAGCUGCUGUAAGCUGUAUGCAUAUUUUCCUGUUUAAAUGUUAAUGUACAAUCUCAGAAUCAGCCUUUUGCUUUCUCCA
Ricinus communis (castor bean) is the source of this 2982-nucleotide messenger RNA. RefSeq names its product nuclear intron maturase 2, mitochondrial. Gene Ontology annotation, biological process: mRNA processing. The transcript has a single exon. The record is from RefSeq and is a predicted model, not a curated record. Bases 395 to 2593 code for a protein of 732 amino acids. NCBI's taxonomy places the organism in Eukaryota, Viridiplantae, Streptophyta, Magnoliopsida, Malpighiales, Euphorbiaceae.